AUGUCUACGGAUAAUGGCUUGGACGAGGGGGCCAGUACUUUGACCAGACUGAGUAACGUGCGAUUAAAUCACGACGAUGGGGACGAGGGUCAAAGCAGGCCACCGGACGGUGGAGAAACCUCCACCGAACCCCCCCGUAACAUGCGAGCUCUGAGAAGUGUCUCCUUCUCUCGAGCACGUAGAGCACUUAACUUUGUCUGCGAUCAGGAUCAACCGUCAUCUUCUGGGAGAAGCGGAGAACCAUCUACGUCUGGAACCGAUAGGCCACCAAGCAAUUUGCCGAAUGUCCUGCACUUGGAAUCUAGGCCACAAAAUAACUUCGUAGAAAAUGGCCCGGUUCAUCGGCCAUCCAUGGCCACCUAUAACUGGCAGGGAAGCAAAGCAACGUUAAAGGACAGAUUCGCGUUUCUUUACAACAAUGAGAUACUCUCGGAUGUUAGUUUCCUGGUUGGCAGAGGAGCGCAACUACAACGUAUACCUGCUCACAAGCUGGUCUUAUCAUCCGGGAGCGCAGUCUUCGAUGCAAUGUUCAAUGGAACACUGGCCACUGCGUCGUCUGAGAUCGAAGUACCCGAUGUUGAACCAGCUGCCUUCCUUGCCGUGUUGGUCUUCCUAUACACCGAUGAGAUACAGAUCGAUCCUGAAACCGUAAUGACGACUCUGUACACUGCGAAGAAAUAUGCAGUGUCUCCUUUAGAGAAGCAUUGCGUCGACUUCUUGAGAAACAACUUAACCAGUGACAACGCCUUUCUAUUGUUAACUCAAGCUCGCCUCUUCGACGAGCCUCAACUUGCUGCCGUUUGUUUGGAUAUGAUCGAUAAAUUUACUAUCGAUGCUCUCAAUGCUGAUGGCUUCACUGAUAUCGACAUCGAUACGCUCAUGUUUGUCUUGGAACGAGAUACACUUCGGGUUCGUGAACUGAAGAUAUUCAAUGCUAUUGUACGAUGGUCGGAAGCAGAAUGUGCACGCCAGCAGUUACCAGUCACUCCGGAGAAUCAGCGUUCGGUCUUGGGAAGAGCCCUUUCUCUUGUACGAUUCCCAUUAAUGUCGACUGAAGAGUUUGCAAUUGGCCCUGCCCAAUGUGGAUUGCUCACCGACCGUGAGGUUGUCUCAGUGUUCUUAUACUUCACAUUAAAUCCAAAGCCUUCGGUGGGAUUUAAAGCAAUGCCUCGUUGUCGCAUGAUGGGUAAAGAGCAAACGGUGUGCAGAUUUCAAGAUACAAGUAGUAGAUGGGGAUACAGCGGAACAAGUGACCGUAUUAGGUUCAGCGUAGACCGACGCAUAUUUCUUAUCGGGUAUGGCGUCUUCGGCAGCGUACACAAACCAGCACAAUACGAAGUACUAAUUGAAUUGAUGCACACCGCAUCUUGCAAAGUGAUAGCAAGCAAUGCAACAGGUUUCAGUUGCGACAGCUCUAAUUACACAUAUCGGCUCAUGUUCAAGGAACCUGUACAGAUAUUACCAAAUACUGUCUAUACGGCUUCGGCGACAUUUAAGGGACCCGAUUCCCACUACGGAAUAAAAGGCUUGCGCAAAGUGAUGGUCAAUUGUGAUUCCGGGGAGGUGAAUAUUUCUUUCAACUACGAAGCAGGGGACAACAACGGCACAACCAUCGAGGAGGGGCAGAUCCCCGAGUUGAUCUUCUACACUUAACAGAUGUCGGAAUCGAGUUAGUCACAUUCCUCUCUGUCUCUUGAAAACGAUAAGUGUGAUAACGACAAAGAUAACGUGUAAAUAGCUAGAACCGGUCAGCUGCUCUGGACCGUUCGUACCUGCUAGUAAUCAAGUGUCCAAGUACACCUUGUCCCAUUUAGUCAGCACUUGGCUAGGAUCUUUUUCGAGCUGGGAUUUUAUGCAGAAAGGAGAAACGGAUAUCCUAAAGUUUUAAACUAUUUUACCAUGAAACCAUUGCUGCGAAAUAUUCCUCAAUCUAUGGCGAAGGACUGUUAAAUGAUGACUUGAAAUUUAGGCCUCGCUAACCUAUGAAAGUUCCCUCCUUCUGGAGUGAAAGAACGUUAAGUGUGAUUAGAAGACCUCGAGAGAAGUUAAAAUUUCUGUUUCUUUUUCCCAUUAGCAGUUCAAUGUCCACGUAUACCUUGUUCCAGUUAGCGUAAAUAGCUAGUUGGGAGUUAUUCCAAGCCGAGGCUCUUUUAGCUUUAAACUACUUUGCCGUACGAUUAUUGCCACAUGAUAAUUAUCGACCUGCAACGAUUCUUAAACAGUCGAUUAAGGUAUAGUCAAAGAGUUGCUAUUUAAAAUCAUGGCACGUAAACGAAAGACUAAUUAUUCUUGUAUCGAAAGUACUUUGUGUACCGAUUGGAUUGUGAAAGCGCACGUCUUUGCUCGAGGAAUCGACGUCAGUUAUCGAUAUUAUGAAAAUCCUCCGACAUCUCCCCAAGGGAAUACAGCAAACAGCAUUGUUGUAACAGAACUCCGAUGUUGAGACUACCACAGCCUCUCCGAAUAAAGGAACAUAACGAACCUAAA
Messenger RNA from Orussus abietinus, 2487 nucleotides. RefSeq names its product BTB/POZ domain-containing protein 1 (gene lute). Bases 1 to 1653 code for a protein of 550 amino acids. Gene Ontology annotation, biological process: neurogenesis. NCBI's taxonomy places the organism in Eukaryota, Metazoa, Arthropoda, Insecta, Hymenoptera, Orussidae. The transcript has 6 exons. Gene Ontology annotation, molecular function: protein binding. Gene Ontology annotation, cellular component: cytosol; P-body. The record is from RefSeq and is a predicted model, not a curated record.